Messenger RNA from Syzygium oleosum, 1766 nucleotides. RefSeq names its product protein DETOXIFICATION 49-like. The record is from RefSeq and is a predicted model, not a curated record. Gene Ontology annotation, biological process: xenobiotic detoxification by transmembrane export across the plasma membrane. Gene Ontology annotation, molecular function: xenobiotic transmembrane transporter activity; antiporter activity. Gene Ontology annotation, cellular component: membrane. The coding region runs from base 221 to 1756 and encodes 511 amino acids. NCBI's taxonomy places the organism in Eukaryota, Viridiplantae, Streptophyta, Magnoliopsida, Myrtales, Myrtaceae. The transcript has a single exon.
UUACGAAUUUCCAAAAAAAUACAGAUCUUGGACAAUCCGCCAACAUUUCCUCCCUCUUUAAAUCUGGCCUCACUCAUUCAUCACCCUGAGACUCUCUCUCUCUCUCUCUCUCUCUCUCGCUCUGUUACAAACACCUACAAAUCAUCCUCCUCCUUCACCCUCUGUCUUUCACCAGACAAACAUUCCUCGCCCGACCAGAUUAGAUUAAGGCGAGCCCGACAUGUGGGGGACCUUGGUCUCCGAAGCCCCGUGGAAGGAUCCCAAUGAUCACGGCGCCGGGGACCCCGGCAAGCCCCGUCUUACCCCCCUGCUCGAGGAGGGCCGGUCCGUGUCCGCGAUAGCCGUCCCCAUGGUCUUGGCCGGCCUCCUGAUCUAUGCCCGCUCGGCCAUCUCGAUGAUCUUCCUCGGCCGCCUCGGCGACCUCGCCCUUGCUGGCGGGUCCCUCGCCAUCGGCUUCGCCAACAUCACGGGAUACUCCGUCCUCUCUGGCCUCGCCAUGGGGAUGGAGCCCAUCUGUGGCCAGGCCUUCGGGGCCCGCCGGUACAAGCUCCUCGGCCUCACCAUGCAGAGGGCUAUCCUUUUGCUCCUCCUGACUUCGAUCCCCAUCUCUUUCCUGUGGCUCAACAUGAAGCGAAUCCUCCUGUUUUUUGGGCAACAAGACGACAUCUCGUCUCAGGCUCAGUUGUACAUCCUCUACUCGCUCCCCGACCUUGCCGCGCAGUCGCUCUUGCACCCACUGCGCAUAUACCUCCGCUCGCAGUCCAUUACAAUGCCGCUCACGUACUGUGCUGCUCAGGCUAUUAUCCUCCACGUCCCUAUCAAUUACAUCCUCGUCAAUGUGCUCGGCCUCGGGAUCAAAGGUGUCGCGCUCGCUGCUGUCUGGACCAAUAUCAAUCUUGUGUCAUUGCUGAUCGUUUAUAUACUAAUCUCCGGCGUGUACGAGAAGACGUGGGGCGGGGUCUCAUCGGAAUGCCUCAAGGGGUUCAAGUCCCUCGUGGACUUGGCGGUCCCGAGCUGCAUCUCAGUCUGCCUUGAGUGGUGGUGGUACGAGAUCAUGAUCUUGCUAUGCGGGUAUUUGCUGAAUCCCCGAGCCACUGUUGCCUCGAUGGGGGUUUUGAUCCAGACAACGGCGCUGAUUUACAUCUUCCCGUCAUCACUGAGCUUCGGUGUGUCGACGAGGGUCGGGAACGAGCUCGGGGCAGGCCAACCUGACAAGGCAAGGCUGGCGAUGAUCGUGGGGCUGGCUUUUAGCUUUGUGUUGGGGCUCGCUGCCUUGGUGUUCACUACGAUGGUGAGGCACACGUGGGCGAGGAUGUUUACUCAGGAUGCUGACAUCGUGGCCUUGACCUCCAUGGUCUUGCCAAUGAUAGGGCUGUGCGAGCUUGGGAACUGCCCGCAGACGACGGGUUGCGGCGUUCUCAGAGGGACUGCGAGGCCGAAGAUGGGGGCGAACAUCAACUUGGGUUGCUUCUAUCUGGUCGGCAUGCCGAUUGCCGUGUGGCUGAGUUUCUUUGCCGGGUUGGACUUCAAGGGGCUGUGGCUUGGGCUAUUGGCGGCGCAGGGCACGUGCGUCGUGACCAUGUUGCUCGUCUUGGUCCGGACCGACUGGGAAGGCGAGGCACGGAAAGCCCAAGAGCUCACUAGAGAAAAUGUGACCGCCGGCGAUGGCGAUCGUGAUCAGCAUGAUGGUGCAAGUCAAUUUUGGAGGUCUCAUGAGGAUGGCGAAGAAGCUGAGAAUUCAAUGCUAUUGCCAUAAAGCGAAAGGA